GAUUAUCCGGAUAUCCAUGGACGUAGUAGAUGGCGGAGGUGGUGGUUCUUCGGCAAGUGCGGCAGACCGCGGACUGGGACUGCGGCCUCGCAUGUAUCGAGAUGAUGAUGCGAUGGAUGCACCAGUUGUACCCACAUGUCUUCCACAUCAUCAACGCCAACCAUCUCCACGCACAACUGCGCAAGGCCAUGCCGUUUCGAAGCGUGUGGACGAUCGACCUCGUUGCGUACCUGUGGGCUUGGAUUGUCCGAGCUAACCAACCUGCACACAUGAAGGUAGAGGUUUGGUUUGCAUCAACGUCGAUGCAAGUGAACCCCGUGCAUGCGUCGCAUCCGUACUACAGUGCCGACUACGCCGCGGACGUCGCUAGGGUCGCUCCGCUGUACUCAUCGUGGCGCGAUCGGUCGUUUCAAGGACAGGUUUCGACGGCGGAGUUGAAGCGGCGGAUGCGCAUGCCAACCGCGGUGCUUCUUGUGUUGGUCGACGCCAGUCACCUCGAGUGUUGCGUAUGGAAUGAUACUACCACCUUGCAGUUAACCGAUCGUCCAUCUUUCCAAGGUCAUUUCAUUCUUGUUACUGCUAUCACGGACGACAAAGGUAAUAUUGUCGUUUUUGCCAAUAUUUUUGGACUUUUGUGCUGAUUCACCAAAUCUACUCAAUAUCUUUGUAGUACUACUGAUCUUUGGAUGGAAAACUCGUCACACUAAUUGAAGUCACACACCAAUUCGGUGGUGAAUCGAACAGUGUAUUUGAUUGGCCAGUUGGUCUGGUUUUGAUUGGUCAAUAAAUCGAUUGUCUGCCUAUUUGGUGAUUCUUCUGCUCAUGUUACUCCAACAAUUUCGAAUCGACUUAUAGGGUGGUUCUAACAGUUAACAGUGAGCGAUAUAGAUUGAGUAGUAGGCUAACUUACUACUAUAAUAGUUAGUGUAUAUAGUAAGUACGUAAUACAUGCGUUCUAACAAUGUUAUGGGCGCUAGUGUAUUACGUGGACCCUGCCAGUGCCCUUCAUGAGGUUUGUGUCGCAGAUGUAGCGACGUUUGACCGAGCUAGAACCCAUCCCAGCACCGACCACGACCUGUGUCUACUAUCGAUUCAAAGAUUUUAAUCAUAAGAUUAAUAGUAUUAUUUCUCCAUUAACAGCUAAUCCAAAAGAAUCCCGUG
Aphanomyces astaci is the source of this 1161-nucleotide messenger RNA. RefSeq lists its product as hypothetical. The record is from RefSeq and is a predicted model, not a curated record. The coding region runs from base 30 to 641 and encodes 203 amino acids. The transcript is spliced from 2 exons. NCBI's taxonomy places the organism in Eukaryota, Oomycota, Saprolegniomycetes, Saprolegniales, Verrucalvaceae.